AUGGGCUUUCUUAAGUCUGUGACAGUCGGCAUCCUCGCCCUCUCGCAAUUUGGCAAUGCCAUCCCUACGAACUACACAAACCCAACCCUCGAGGCUCGCAAACUCUACGCACUGGAUGGCGGCCAGGAACCAAGUCUUACCAAGCGAGCCCUCUUCAACGUUGAUGGCAUCCUGGACGACAAUCGCAAAGAAGUACUCAGGCAAGGUUUGAAGGAUGCGGUUGAGGUUGCCAGCGUGGUGCUCGACAAGAUGGGCAAGGAGAAACACAAGAAUAAGAUUUCGGCGUGGUUUGGCGAUGUGGAGAAUGAAGACUACGAGGGAAAAGUUCGCGAUGUUUUCAAGAACUUUGUGGGCGAGAACCACGACCACGAGGGCGCCAACGUGCUCGGCCAGCUCAUCGUCUUCCCGGACGACUAUUGGUACGUCGAAGAGCGGGGUCAGAACUUCUGCGACGUCGUCAAACCAGACGGCAGUACUGGUACCGCGUACUACAUGCCGCGCGAUAAGAAGUAUUACGGAAUGCACUACUGCGACAAGUUCUUCAGGCGGUUGAACCUCAAGGAUUACACCGAACAGUAUCUCAGGGAUAACUGUGCCGGCAUGCCUGAUCACAUCGAUACAAACCACAUCAGCCGUGUCUUCCAAGGCGCCAACGUCCUGCAUGAGGUCAUGCAUUUCCCACUCGUUGGCAAGGCAGGGACAUCCAAGCAGAUUGGAGAUGCUGUUUACAACGCUUACAACUGCUACACACUCAAAACCACCCCUGACGCUCUGAACCAAAAAGGCAAGCCAAAGAGGACCAUCGACAACGCAGAUUCUUACGUUUACUACGCAAUGCACAUCUACCUUGAGGAGAAGUGCGACAGGGCUUUCGGAUACCCGCAAAGCAUGGUAGACAACUAG
Diplodia corticola is the source of this 903-nucleotide messenger RNA. RefSeq lists its product as uncharacterized. The record is from RefSeq and is a predicted model, not a curated record. The transcript has a single exon. The coding region runs from base 1 to 903 and encodes 300 amino acids. NCBI's taxonomy places the organism in Eukaryota, Fungi, Ascomycota, Dothideomycetes, Botryosphaeriales, Botryosphaeriaceae. Gene Ontology annotation, molecular function: metallopeptidase activity.